CGCAAAUUACAUUGAAAAAUAAUAAAAGACAUAUAUGGACGUCAAAGUCCUGCAGUCAGAAGAGUUGUGGUGGGAAUAAAGACCAAAACAUUGGUGGGAACGAUAUAUAGUAGUAUAUGUUUUGUUGCAUUGCAUUGAUAUCAUCAUCAUAGCAUUGGUAUUUCUUGGAAUAUCAGACUAUAGUAUAUCAAUGUAAUAUUAUAGUAUAGCAAUGCAAUAUUAUUGGUGAAAGAAAGGACAGAAAAAGACAGAUUUUAGAGAUGAAGGUACCUAGCCCGACGCAGAAGCAAUCUGUUGGGGAUCGUCACAUGAUCUCACCCACUCGCCACAAUAUGUCUCGAUCAUCUAGGAGGAGGAAAAACAGUGGUCAUUGGUGGUUGUCAUCAAUAUCAUGGAUGAAGAAGGAGGUUGACUCAUAUGCCACGACUCAUCAGACUCAGCUCUCUUCCGAUAGUCCUUACUACAAGGGUCUCACCGAUCAAUCUCUUGCUAUUACUCAUGAAGACUAUGAAGAAGAAGACGACGACGACAACAACAACAACAACAACAGCAGCAGCAGCAACAACAACAACAACAACAACAGUAUCUCUUCACCACUAAGACCUAUCCUCCUUUCAUCAUCCCCCCACAGUAGUCCUUACUACAAAGGUCUUACCGAUUAUUCUCUUGUAGUCGAUGCCUCUUGGGCCAGUCAUCAUUCACAUCCUCAUCUCCACCCCCAUCACAACUCACCCCUUUCUUGUUACCACGACUCAAGUCCAUAUUAUAGGGGUCUUAUUGCUCUUCCUGUUCCUACCUCCCCCUCCUCUCUCUUCUCCCUCAACAUCAAUUUCAAAACUGCCACUGACGCCGCCCAACCAUCAACUCAUGAUUUUGUUGUCUUUUUAAGUCCAGAAGAUCAGCCACUGAUGGUAACAGAGCCAGAAACAACUUUAGAUGAUGAGAUGGAGUUGAUCCAUCCUGAUAUCCAAGGGAAGCCUUUGAGGGUAAAAGAUAAGUUGUCAUCACAAGCAACUUUGGAAGAGCUGAUAGAUGAUGUUGAAGAGGGGAAGCCUUUGAGGGUUAAUUAUGAAUCAGAAACAGUUCCAGAGAAAACAAUUUUAGAAGAUGUUGUGUUGUUGGUUGAAGAGCAUAAGAGGAAGUCUUUGAGUGAGAGAGUAGCAUCAGAUUCUGAGACAGUAUUGUUACAACAAAUAAAUGCUGACAAAACAGAUUUGGGUUUGGAGGAGGAGAUGGAAUUGGUGAUUAAACAAGAGAAGCCAUUGAGAGAGAGUUGUGUAUCACAAGAUGGGAAUGAGAACGUACUAAUAAAUAUAGAUUUGAAAGAGGAACUCAAAGGCUUUUGGUUGGGUGGUCAAAAGACUGUUUAUGAACAAACAGUGUCACUGGAAUUACCUUGUGAGCACAAGUUGAUGGACACAACUGUGGAAGGAAAUCUGUAUGAGUAUCUGUGGGCAACCAAAUACCAGCCCAAGACCUUGGCUGAAUUCAUCUGUAACAGAGAUAAAGCACUUCAGCUGAAAGAAUUGGUACAAGGUGGGUGUGGCUGUAAUCAUUUUAUAUUUGAAGGACCUCCAAAUGUAGGAAAAAGAUCCAUGAUACGAGCUAUGCUUCGAGAGGUAUUUGGCGCUGACGGAGUGCAGGUCACAGAAGAAUAUAAAGACUUCAGCUUGAAGGGAGAAAUGGUUGAAAAUCUGCAACUGCGCCUAAAGAAAUCGCUCCAUCAUGUUGAGGUGAAUCUGUCAGAGGCAAAGGGAUAUGAAAAACAUGUGAUUUCUGAGUUAUUCAAGGAAACAUAUGGUAAAGUGAUCAAUAGCAAAUUGCCUUGUAGCCCAGAAAACUGUCAAGCAAUCAUUUUGUACGAUGCGGAGAAGCUAUCAUUAGAAUCGGUGUUGUAUAUAAAGUGGAUGGUGGAAAAGUAUAAAGGGUGUAAUAAACUGUUCUUUUGCUGCUCUGACGAAUCAAGGCUACAACCUAUCCAAUCACAUUGCACCACUGUCCGCCUUUCAUCACCAUCAACACAACAGAUUUUGAAGAUUUUGGAACGGAUUGUAGAAGAAGAAGGAAUAAAAUUAUCACGCGAGUCAAUCAAGAAGAUAAUUUUGAGGUCCAAAAACAAUCUCCGUCAAGCCAUUCGUUCAUUGGAGGCCACUUACCGGCACAAGAAUGCCCUCAACGAGGAUGAGUUCAUUUUAACUGGAUGGGAGGAUGAUAUUUUGAAUAUUGCUAAAAAUAUAAUCAGAGAGCAGAGUCCAAGACAGUUGUAUGCUAUUCGUAGAAAGCUUCAAAGUCUUAUGAUUCAUGACGUUCCUCCUGAGUUUAUCUACAAGUCUUUGGUAGACGACUUAACUAGUCUAGUUGAUCACUCACUAUGCUCAGGGGUUACCAAACUUCACAAGGAGUACACCAAAGGUAGUGAAAUCAAAUUUGAAAGUGUGAAACAUUAUGCUCAAAACAAACAAGGAGGAUCAGAUGAAAGGAGCAACGAACUAACAAAAAAGAAUGCAAUGAACUACUUAAAAGUUGAAGAAUUCAUAGCAAAAUUCAUGAGCUGGUACAAGAAUUCGUGUAAAAGUGAUGAUCAUGUGCAACUUAUUGCUGGGCGAGGAACAUAGAUAAGUGGCUGUUCUUUCUUGAAGCGGAGUUUAAAGACGUUAUCUGAUAGAGACAUGUCUCAAAUAUCAAACCACUUUGUAAAUAUAUAAAACCAAUAGACAUUUUGUGUUUCGGAUGGAAACAACGGUCAAAUAAGAUGAUUGUAUGGGCAUAUAUUGCUGCCACCCAUAUUCUGAAUUUAUGUGUUUGGAUUGCCAUAACUCUAUAUGUGAGAAUAAUUUCUAUAUUCAUACAUAUUGCCUUAGACUACAAAUAAGUAUAUGUCUU
Molecule: messenger RNA, 2883 nt
Organism: Trifolium pratense (red clover)
Lineage: Eukaryota; Viridiplantae; Streptophyta; Magnoliopsida; Fabales; Fabaceae
Exons: 11
Coding region: 261-2615 (784 amino acids)
Biological process (GO): DNA-templated DNA replication; DNA repair
Cellular component (GO): DNA replication factor C complex; nucleus
Molecular function (GO): DNA binding; DNA clamp loader activity
Source: RefSeq, a predicted model, not a curated record